Aureobasidium uvarum is the source of this 1690-nucleotide messenger RNA. The record is from the annotation of a GenBank genome assembly. Lineage: Eukaryota; Fungi; Ascomycota; Dothideomycetes; Dothideales; Saccotheciaceae.
GUACUCGACAUCACGGCAGAAGGCUUGUAAUUUUUGCAUGAGGGGUAAGACAAAGUGUGAUAAGGAUCCCACAGGCUGCUCCAGGUGUAGGCAGCGAGGUCUCUUGUGCGCGUAUCCGCAGGAUGUAACAAUACGGGACACGCCAUCUUCCAACUCAACCAACGAUGCAGAGGUGAACCCACAAGAAACUACCUUGCCUGGUCCAGACAUGUUGGAUGAUCAUCAGGCACUGCUGAUAAAUGACGUGUCGUCUAUGGAAAGGCCAGACAGAUUAUCUCCUAGAACCGGCUUUCCCGCGUCAACGCCGAUGGCAGAUGAUUCGUCUCAUUCGCUAACGAAACACUUCGACUUUUCAGCCCUUAAUCUCGUCUGCACCAUAGAUGUCGACGACAUAGCGUCGCGAUGGCUCAACACCUACGUACCUUUGCCAGGCCAAGUCGUCAAAAACUAUCCGCCCACGCAGUGUUGUCCUAUGGAGCUCUUGGCUUCUUUUCAAGCUUAUCUGAUAUAUGCAAUGGUCUUGUUUCUGCGAUUGAAGCAAGCAUCGACCGCGUUUCUUCGACAAGCGAUGAUAAAUCUCCAGGAUCUAGCUUGGUCGACGACACGCCAUGGAGUACUCUGUUUAGCGGAACAGCAGCAUACACGUCCAACCUGGGAAGAGUGGAUAGUGACGGAAGUCAAACGUCGAUCACUGUACGUCAUGUACAUGUUCGACGACGUGAUAUCCAAACAAGAAGGCAUACCUACCUUUCUCGGGGUCGAACUGGUUGGGUUGCCAGUCCCUGGGAGCAAGUCGCUCUGGAGUGCGAAUGGAAGAAGGAGCUGGCAGGAGAGCUACAACUUACACCUGGCUGAUUGGCCCGAGGGCGGACUCCGCAUCGAUGAGUUGUGGGCGAUACCCCAGGAACUCCGUGAACAGGAUGUUGCACGAAGACGUUCUAGAGUGGAGCAGUGGUUGGAAGAUUUGGAUGAGUUUGGUAUGAUGAUCUACACUGUCACGAGCUGUACACAUGCUACCACGGUCGAUGUGACACGCACAUACGACCAUCGAUUCAACCCAGGGUCAUGUUUCCUAGCGGAGGAAUCCUGCGAAAAUGCUCUGAACCUACACCCACCCGCUGUCUACAGCAUAUUCGACAGAAGACAGAGAGCCAUCAUAAUUCUGAUUGCCUCCAUCGCUGCAACUUUCUCGGGGUUUGCCUCAAACAUCUACUUCCCAGCCAUUCCAACCAUAUCUCACGACCUCGACGUCUCCUUCGAACUGAUCAAUCUGAGCGUAACUGCCUAUCUCGUGUUCCAAGGCUUAGCACCAAGUCUUUGGGGCCCUAUCUCCGACGUAAAAGGUCGCCGAAUCGCCUACAUCGGUACAUUCCUCGUCUUUCUGGGAUCAUGUGUCGGACUGGCAUUGACUCGCAAUUACGCAACUCUGAUUGUGCUGAGAUGUUUGCAAAGUACUGGAAGUGCGAGCACCAUUGCUAUUGGUUCUGGCGUCGUCGGAGAUGUCACGACUCGUGAGGAUCGUGGGGGUUAUAUGGCUAUAUUCCAAGCUGGACUGUUGGUACCUGUUGCCAUAGGUCCGGUAAUCGGAGGCGCUUUGACUGAAGCAUUGGGGUGGAGAAGCAUUUUUGGUUCCUCGCCAUCUAUUGCGGUAUCUUCUUGGUCUUCCUCGUCUUUGUAUUGCCAGAGACUC